This is a messenger RNA of Apus apus (common swift), 1688 nucleotides long. It is a transcript of the gene HEY1, whose product is annotated as hes related family bHLH transcription factor with YRPW motif 1. Gene Ontology annotation, biological process: regulation of neurogenesis; circulatory system development; Notch signaling pathway. The record is from RefSeq and is a predicted model, not a curated record. Gene Ontology annotation, molecular function: RNA polymerase II cis-regulatory region sequence-specific DNA binding; DNA-binding transcription factor activity, RNA polymerase II-specific; protein dimerization activity. NCBI's taxonomy places the organism in Eukaryota, Metazoa, Chordata, Aves, Apodiformes, Apodidae. The transcript is spliced from 5 exons. Gene Ontology annotation, cellular component: nucleus. Bases 167 to 1195 code for a protein of 342 amino acids.
GGUGUGCGGCCGGUGCCGGGUGUGCUGCCCUGCUGCGCUGCUGCUGCCCUGCUGCUGCUGCCGCUGCCCGGCCGCCGGCCGGCCGGACGGACGUAGUGCUGCCUGCUCGCCGCCCGCUCGCCCGCCGCCAGCCCGCGGCGGGUCCGAGGCGAGAGGCGGGAGCGCCAUGGGAGAGACGGGCGCCGGGAGAGGUGCGGGGCGCGCGCUGGGCGCCCUCCUGCCGCGCGCCGCCCGCCGCCUCCCCGAGGGCCGCCCGCGCCCCCCCGGCCCCCCCGGCACGAAGCGGGCGCACCCCGAGUACAGCUCGUCGGACAGCGAGGAGCUGGACGAGGCCGUCGAGGUGGAGAAGGAGAGCGCGGACGAGAACGGGAACCUGAGCUCGGCCGCGGGCUCCAUGUCUCCCUCCACCACCUCUCAGAUCCUGGCCAGGAAGAGGCGCCGAGGGAUCAUCGAGAAACGCCGCCGCGAUCGCAUCAACAACAGCCUGUCCGAGCUGAGGAGGCUGGUGCCCAGCGCCUUUGAGAAGCAGGGAUCAGCCAAGCUGGAAAAAGCAGAGAUUCUGCAGAUGACUGUUGAUCAUCUGAAAAUGCUGCAUACGGCAGGAGGGAAAGGUUAUUUUGAUGCUCAUGCUCUGGCCAUGGAUUAUCGGAGUCUAGGGUUCCGGGAGUGCCUGGCUGAGGUGGCUCGAUACCUCAGCAUCAUAGAGGGUCUGGAUGCCUCUGAUCCUCUGCGGGUCCGGCUUGUGUCUCAUCUCAAUAACUAUGCCUCUCAACGGGAAGCAGCCAGCAGUGCACACACUGGCAUCGGACACAUUCCUUGGGGCAAUGCCUUUGGACAUCACCCUCACAUAUCUCACCCGUUGCUGCUGGCUCAAAAUGGGCACGGUAAUACCAGUACUACGGCAUCAUCCACAGAACCGCAUCACCAGACCAGAAUUGCUGCCCCCCGUGCUGAAACUUCCUCACUCAGAGUGCCCCCAAAUGGCAGCGUUGGACCAGUGCUCCCUGUGGUCACGUCUACUACCAAACUGUCUCCUCCUCUUCUCUCCUCCAUGGCAUCCCUGUCUGCAUUCCCUUUUUCGUUUGGCUCCUUCCAUCUGCUGUCCCCCAACAUGCUGAGCCCAUCUACACCAACGCAGUCAGCAGCCCUUGGCAAACCAUACAGACCCUGGGGGACUGAGAUUGGAGCCUUCUAAGAACUAACUCUUUAGUAAGGGUGGGGAAGCCUACAAACCCAGCUGAGCUGGGUUUCGCCACACUUAAAGUUCAAGUUCUUAAUAACUGGGACAAAGGUACAGCUUCACCUUACCUAAGUUUGUCUAAAAACUGUCUCUUUGGAUUUUUCUUUUUGUUUUCCACAUUUUUGUAUUAGCAGUUUUUUUAAAAUAGUUGCUGAAGUUGUCCAAAAAUAAAGUUACACUAGUGGUUGUUAACACUUGUCUUAGAUCUGUGCUGAGCAUUUAAAUCAGUUUUGUGAACAGUUUGUUUCAAAUGUUUAAUUUUUCCUGAGUACGUCAGACCGUCUUCUUAUGAAGAGAUAUCACCUGUUACUGGCCUAAUUUUAGUUACUGUUUUGUUUUUUUUUUGUUUUUUUUCCAAAAGCACUCUUCUCAGCAUUAACAAUCUGUGGGGUUUUUUUUUAGUGUUUUGACACUGAGAUGUUCUAUAAAGAAUUACUCUUUUCGUAAA